AUGGACAACCCCACAUUGGGCGAUCACAACUCGUCGCACAUAUCGCCCUCUGCGGAUUCAAUACGGAUAGAGCCCAUCACCAAGGGCCUACCUUCGCUGCCCGAGGGAUCAGACGAUGAGAACGACACCCCGACUCGUGUCAGAGAGGCUUUGGCGGUUACACAUAACGGCAACGAAUGGCGAUACUCCGCCGUUUCCCCCAUGGCGUCGCCCACACUUGAGACUGUAAAUGACAGUGGAAGCAGCUUCUGUGUAUCGCCGAUUGAUGAGUCGAUUGGUUUCCCGCGCCAGCAACAAAGAGCCUCGACCGGAGAGUAUUUCGCUGAUGCGCAGUUGAAUGCACUUUAUGUUGAUACACCAUUGUCUCCAGCCGCAGCGCCUUCGCCUCCACGCCAAAGGAAGGUUGUUGCGUUUGUUGCAGAGCCAGAGCAAAUUCCAUCCGCCAUAGAAAACUUCUCGCCGGCUGAGCCACCGCAACAAAUCCUGGAAACGAGUCCUGGUGCACCCAUUUGCAGAGAUUUUGAAUAUCAAAAGGCUGUUCAUGAACCCAUUUCAGAAGAACUGAGUUCUCAACCCGUGCAUGAACCUGCUUUCAGAUCAUUUUCCCCACCACCAAUUUCUAGAGAUCGCCCUCCCCAAACGCCACCUUCCGAACAGCCAAGCGGUGCACGCCAAUAUGUCCGUUCUGGCGAACCAACCAACCCGACUGCUGGAAAAGCUGAUCAUGUCAACCUGCAGAACAACACUUUUCAUAAGUCGACUGGGUCAGCAUCCAACCUUCUAAGCUGGGGACGCGAGCAGCUUCUGCCCAUAAAGGAAUUUGCCCAAGCCCGUAGUCGAAGCGGCAAUUUCUACAAGAGCGAAAUCCCUGUACCUAUCAGAGGAAAGGAGAAAAGACGUAAGGACGGUCACCGAUCGGCAUCACGUGUAGUUCCUGUUGAAGCGCAUACCAGACGUCCUGGCGUGAACAACGCGGGCGUGCAACUAUCUCAUAUCGGUUUGAUUCCGAGUACCGUGACGACGAUCACUGCCGGUAGUCCAAAGGCGUUGCCGCAGAGACCAGCACCACGAGAUGCCUAUAAUAAGCAAUGGCGGGAACAGCGAGAGACCAAACCGUUACCAAAAAUCGACACGGUAGCUGAUACUCUGUGGUCCAAGCAGCCUCUCGCUGACUUUGGUGGUCCCACUGCUGUCCCGAAGCCCGACAGUCCCAGUCCACGUGAAAGCCCGGAAGAUAUUCCACAAGAUACUAUACGAGAGACUUCACGAGAUAGCCCACGGGAUAGCCCACAGGAUAGCCCACAGGAUAGUCCACGGAAUAGUCCACGGAAUAGUCCACGGAAUAGUCCACGGGAAAGCCCACAGCCCGACUCAAGUGGUACAUCUCAUACAAUGGACGAUGCACCCUCUAUCAUGUCCCGCCGACGCCCAAUCCCCAUCUCCACGCCGGUGUCAAGGAAGCCGAUCCGGAAGCCCACUCCAGCGGAGGCUGUCCGAGACUCCGAUCCAGUGCCUCAGCCUCCUACAGAUCCUGUGGAUCGCAUUCGGGCUCUGGAAACCAAACGAGACGGACUCGCACGGCGUCGAGUCAAUCUGGAAACAGUGAUCAAAGAGUUGACCCGAGUCAUUCAACCUAACAAUAUUGCGUAUGACCUUGCCGCCAAACAAGAAGUGAAAAGGAGCGUCCAGAGCAUCGAGAAUGACAUUGCCGAGAUCAAGAGAGAGGAGCAUGAGCUUGGAUUGAAGGCCGCUCGGGCCUGGAGACGAUUGGAUGAGAAUAACAACGGGGAUGGCAGCACUUUGUGGGUGAAGCGUGUCACCAGCUGA
Messenger RNA from Penicillium longicatenatum, 1827 nucleotides. RefSeq lists its product as uncharacterized. Lineage: Eukaryota; Fungi; Ascomycota; Eurotiomycetes; Eurotiales; Aspergillaceae. The record is from RefSeq and is a predicted model, not a curated record. The transcript is spliced from 2 exons. The coding region runs from base 1 to 1827 and encodes 608 amino acids.